Papaver somniferum (opium poppy) is the source of this 1453-nucleotide messenger RNA. RefSeq names its product mitochondrial import inner membrane translocase subunit TIM50-like. The record is from RefSeq and is a predicted model, not a curated record. The coding region runs from base 133 to 1143 and encodes 336 amino acids. Lineage: Eukaryota; Viridiplantae; Streptophyta; Magnoliopsida; Ranunculales; Papaveraceae. Gene Ontology annotation, molecular function: phosphoprotein phosphatase activity. The transcript is spliced from 11 exons.
CACAUCCAACGGCGAUGGACUGCGCUAUCCAUUAACAGAGAAAAACCUCAAGAUCUUACAUCUAGACACCCUGUCCUUAAACCCUAACAUUUCUCACUCUCACUGAGAGAAACUAGACAGAGUAGACUAACAAUGUCUCGAAUCGUUCGGUCUCGGAUUCUAUCCUAUCUUUCUAAGAACAGUAAACCCUUUAGUUCAAGUACCUCUGCAAAUUCUCCCAAGGAACCCACAAUUUCCUCCGUAAGUACUCCAGAGAAAAAGCCAUGGGGUAUUCUUAAAUAUGGAAUUUUUGGAGCUUUUACUGGACUUGCUGCAACUGUUGGUUAUGCUACUUACGCAUAUACUUCAGAAGAAAUAGACAUAAAGACGAAGGCGUUUCGUGAAUCGGCAAAUCGUAACAUUGGCGACGAUGCAUCUUCUUUAGAGAAGCUCGGGGGUUUGUUUUAUUCAGUUGCUACAACAGUUCCUGCUAAGAGCGUUGAGUUAUAUCUGGAUUUAAGAAGAACAUUUGAAGAACAUGUUCGGGGGUUCACUGAACCAUCUUCUGAGAAGCUUCUUCCAGAUUUACCUCCUCAAGAGAAGCAGAUCUUUACACUUGUUUUGGAUUUGAAUGAGACUCUGGUCUAUUCUGACAUGAAACGUGAGAGAGGUUGGAAAACCUUUAAAAGACCAGGAGUUGAUGCUUUCUUGCAACACCUUGCCCCAUUUUAUGAAAUUGUCAUGUACAGCGACCAGAUGAGUACGUAUGUCGAUCCUAUUAUUGAAAGGCUGGAUCAGAAGGGGUGUAUUCGAUAUAGACUAUCAAGGUCAGCAACUCGCUAUCAAGAGGGGAAGCAUUACAGGGAUUUGUCAAAGCUGAACCGAGAUCCAUCAAGGAUUCUCUAUGUCAGUGGGCAUGCCCUAGAAUCUAGCUUACAGCCAGAUAAUUGUGUCCCUAUCAAACCUUGGAAGAUGGAAGCAGAUGAUACGACACUGUUAGAUCUUAUUCCAUUUCUUGACUAUGUUGCACGCCAUAGACCAACUGAUAUAAGGCCAGUCUUAGAAUCUUACAAAGGCCAUGAUAUUGCGAAAGAAUUCACUGAGCGUUCCAAGGAAACUCAGAGGCGCAUUCAAGAACAAAAGCAGCAAGGUCGACUGUGGUGACGUUGAAUCCCUAACUUGGUCAGUGGAGUGUGGAUGGUAUCUUUGUCAACUAAACCAUUUUUGGUCUGGUACGAUGUUUGUUCCAGUCGCAUCAUGCUAAAGGUUUCCUUUGGGUAUCUAAUGCUAUCUGGUUCUGCUCCUGCUCCUGCUCCAUGUUAGUGAAUCGUGUUUCUCGUCUGACAAUCUUACUGUUUACAUUAUCUCUUAUGUGAUUUACCUCAUGGUUGGUGUGGAAGUGAGGGCAAUGGCCGCAUGAGGCGGUUCACUAUAGGCACUUAUGAUAAUUUUUAUCUUAACAUUUAUUUAUGCU